GGAGGGGCCGGACCUCCAGCUCCAGCCCGGGGGGAACAGAACGGCCGGCCGAGAGGGGAGAGGCGCGCCUGACAGCCGAACGAGACGGUGGGAGAGAGGGAAGGACGGAGAGAAGAAGGGAAGGAGGGAGAGAAGGAAGGAGGAAAUGCUGCCCAGCAGUCCCCAUGCCUUGCUGUGCCUUGUGGCCCUUGCUACUCUAUCCGCCUGGAUACAGCCAGGGGCCAAUGCCCAGCGAGGGGAUGACACAACUCCAGAGAUGUUCACAGAUGACCCUAACCUAGCAGUGGAUGACCCCCCGACGGAUGACACAGCCCUGGCCGAUAUCCAGCCUGUAACAGACGAUUCAGCCGCCUCGGACAAGAACACCACUGCAGAAUGUCGGGAGGAGCAGUUCCCCUGCACCCGCCUCUACUCGGUCCACCGGCCGGUCAAACAGUGCAUCCAGCAGCUCUGCAUCACCAGCCUGCGCCGCAUGUAUAUCAUCAACAACGAGGUUUGUUCCCGCGUCGUCUGCAAGGAGGAUGAGGUCAUGAAAGAUGAGCUUUGCCGCCAUUUGGCUGGUCUGUCCCCACGCCGUCUUCGCCGUUCCAACUUCUUCCGCCGGCCCCACUGCCGGGACGAGAACCUCCAGGGACCUCGUGGCCUCUGAAGAGAAGGAGGAGAAGGAGGAGGAAUAAGAAAAAGGGGAGGAGAAGGAAGGAAAACAUCACCAACCUCUAAGAAACCCAAUCUGCUCCACCCUUCCUUCUCCUGCCCUCUAACCUGCCCUGCCCUGCCCUCUCCUGCCCCUCCCCUCCAGCCCCCCAA
Molecule: messenger RNA, 807 nt
Organism: Tachyglossus aculeatus (Australian echidna)
Lineage: Eukaryota; Metazoa; Chordata; Mammalia; Monotremata; Tachyglossidae
Gene: MFAP5
Product: microfibril associated protein 5
Exons: 10
Coding region: 146-649 (167 amino acids)
Biological process (GO): embryonic eye morphogenesis
Cellular component (GO): microfibril
Source: RefSeq, a predicted model, not a curated record